Messenger RNA from Pseudogymnoascus verrucosus, 1677 nucleotides. RefSeq lists its product as uncharacterized. Gene Ontology annotation, cellular component: nucleus; cyclin/CDK positive transcription elongation factor complex. Gene Ontology annotation, biological process: positive regulation of DNA-templated transcription, elongation; regulation of transcription by RNA polymerase II. The transcript has 2 exons. The record is from RefSeq and is a predicted model, not a curated record. Bases 84 to 1370 code for a protein of 428 amino acids. Gene Ontology annotation, molecular function: cyclin-dependent protein serine/threonine kinase activator activity. Lineage: Eukaryota; Fungi; Ascomycota; Leotiomycetes; Thelebolales; Thelebolaceae.
CACUCAACCUCAAACCCACCACCACUACACCACACCACCAACCCACCAUCCACCAUCACCUUCCAACCUCCCACAAAUCGCCCAUGUCCUCCACCGCCGUGCACGCGCCUCACCAUCUCCCCACCUCAUACCACCCUCCCAGCAUCAGCAGCACCAGCCGAUCCAGCGCCUCACGCCCCAUCCCCCCCGCCGCGCCCUCCCCCCCGACACACCCCUCCCCCUCCCCCUCUCCCGCACCGCUCCCGGCAUCGACAAUGGCGAACACAAACGGACAAUGGCUCUUCAGCGCGUCGGAGAUUGCGAAUUCGCCGAGCGUGGCGGCGGGGCUGACGCCGGCGGAGGAAAGGGCGAGGAGAGCGAAGGGGGUUAAUUUUAUUGUGCAGGCGGGGAUGCUGUUGAAGGUGCCGCAGGUGACGUUGGGGAGUGCGGCGGUGUUUUUUCAGAGGUUUUAUAUGAGGGUUGGGAUGGUGGGGGAGAGGGGGGUGCAUCAUUAUAACAUCGCAGCCACCAGCCUCUUCCUCGCCACCAAAGCCGAAGAAAACUGCCGCAAAACCAAAGAAAUCGUCAUCGCCGUCGCCAAAGUCGCCCAGAAGAACGCCAACCUCGUCAUCGACGAGCAAUCCAAGGAGUUCUGGCGGUGGAAAGACUCGAUCCUGCUCUACGAAGAGACGAUGCUCGAACUCCUCACCUUCGACGUCGUUCUCGAGAGCCCGUAUAGCCAUCUCCAGAGUAUACUUGGACAGUUGGGGUUGGAGCAUGAUAAGGCGCUUAGGAAUAUUGCCUGGGCGUUUUUGAAUGAUAGUCAGAUGACGACGAUGUGUUUGCGCAUGGGACCGAGGGAUGUGGCUGUCGCGGCAGUGUAUUUUGCUGCUAGGUAUAAUGGGGAGAAGAUCCCGGAUGAAGGGGGAAGACCGUGGUGGGUCAGGGCUGGGGGGGACGAAGAGAGGAUUGCAGAGGCGGUAGCGGUGGUGCAGGAGUUUUAUGCUGAGAACCCCCUUGGGAGGACCGAUUUACCCCUAGAGGGCAGUCCGGGUGGAAGUCCGGGGGAGCUGGAGGCGACGAGGGAGAGGGGCGGCGAGAGCCCGGAGAGUGUGAAGGAACGGGGUGGAGAGGCCGAGGAGGGGAGGUCGAGGUCGCCAAUUGAAAGGGAUGUAGCCGCAGGGGACGACGACGCGGUGUUGAAGAGGGUAGCUAACGACCCCGCGACACAUGAGAGGGGUGAUGAGGCUAUAGCGUCGAUAGAGGGCGUCCCGCCGAAGAGGAAGGAGAGUAUAGUCGACCCCGACACUGAAGAGAGGGACUCGAAAAGGAUUAAAUCCGGGGACAAGGAAGAGGGAGAGGAGAGCGAGGAGGGGGAGGUGGAGGAGUAGCGGUGCUUACUGCUUGUUGUUUGGUUGUUGGAUGGCUAGGGGGUGGGGGAUGGAUGGCGUACAUCACUUGUGGCGUUUUUUUUUGCUGGCUGGCUUAUCACUUGUGUAAAUUACUAGGGAGCAAACGGGGGGACUGAGGGAAGGAGGCAUCUUCUGAAUCACCCACCGUGGGAAAACUGGGAGGGUGGGAGAGUGGCGGUGCCCACAUUUGUACUAUCUGCUCCAUUGAUGGAAUGAUAAUGUUAAUUCCGAGAUAACGACUUUGAGCCACAAACGGGCCACACACAAAUCGAAGACUUUCAAAAAC